Molecule: messenger RNA, 2706 nt
Organism: Syngnathus typhle (broad-nosed pipefish)
Lineage: Eukaryota; Metazoa; Chordata; Actinopteri; Syngnathiformes; Syngnathidae
Gene: ydjc
Product: YdjC chitooligosaccharide deacetylase homolog
Exons: 12
Coding region: 1643-2560 (305 amino acids)
Biological process (GO): carbohydrate metabolic process
Molecular function (GO): 2-oxoglutarate-dependent dioxygenase activity; deacetylase activity; methyltransferase activity
Source: RefSeq, a predicted model, not a curated record
UUUGUUCAACACCGAAAACACGACGUUGCACUGGAAUGUCUAACAUUUGCGUAAUAUUUUAAUCAGCCAUGGGCCUUCAAGUUGUAGUCAGUGCAGCCGCCACCCCAAACAGCAAUACAGCUGGAGAGGACGCUCUCAAUGGUGCCACGGAACCUGGCGCUGCUCACUCUCUCCACCACAGCACCGUCGAUGGUCAGCGGCAGGUGUUGGGUGUGACCCUUCCGGAAGUCAUCAACAAUCUCCUUGGUCUUGUCAACGUUCAGCAGGAGGUUGUUGUCCCUGCACCACGUGAUCGGAAGGUCAACCUCCAGCCUGUAUUGAGUCUCGUCUCCCUUGGUGAUGAGACCCACCAGAGUCGUGUCGUGAGCAAAUUUCACUAUGCGGUUGUCGCUGUGAGUUGCAGUGCAGUCAUGCGUCAGGAGGGUGAAGAGUAGCGGACUGAGCACGCAGCCUUGGGGGGCCUCUGUGCUCAGCGUGAUGCUGGCGGAGAUUUUGUCACCAACACGUACCACCUGUGGCCUCUGACAGAGGAAGUCCAGUAGCCAGUUGGAGAGGUGGGUGAGGGCUGAGUGGAGGGCAGAGAAGAUGGCAUCCUCAGAGGACCGUUUGGCUCGUAAAUAGAAAAACUAACACGCGUCUCGACUCCUUCUGGACCGGUUGGUGCAACUUCCCUCGUGUGUGCCAGGCUGCCGCCUCCUGCACUUGAACUCCGGCACAUCCACAGUGAUGAACAUUGCUCAUAGGCACGCCCUGCGCUGUCCCAACUCUUGGACACGAAUCAACACGGAGCGGACUCCGACACGAAACGUACACCAGGUUGCCGGGAAAACACGGAGUGGAAUUUGUCAACACGGAAUGGACUCACUCCAACACGGAGCGGACCCCGGGUGGCAAGGACAACACAAAGUGGAUUUCACUCCAACACAGAGUGGACUGCACUUCAUGUGGCACAGAAAACGCCCCCUACCUAAACACAGCCCCACAGCCACAAUCAAAAUGGAUCUCCUCAAAAUCCAAGCACUCACCCGUAAAUCAUCAUUUAUUCACGACCUCACCCUGGACAAAGGCUUAAGCACAAUGUGCCUGAUUGAGACCUGGCAACCACCGGAUGUCUAUCAAUCCCUCAAUGAAGCCUGUCCCUCUGGUUAUAAAUACAUACGUAACUGCAUAACAUACAGCUGCAGAGGCCGUGAGAGAGCGGAGGCUUCGUGGUCGUUUGUAUACCGUCGAUCAUCAGACACAAAGUAUAGCUGCGGAUCAAGAGACACCUUCAAGUUCCUGGGAACCACAAUCUCUCGGGACCUGAAAUGGACCGGCCACAUAGACUCUGUCCGGAAGAAGGCCCAGCAGAGGCUGUACUUCCUGAGACAGCUAAAGAAGUUCAACCUGCCGCGAGAGCUUCUGAAGACCUUCUACACUGCCAUCAUCCAGUCUGUCCUCUCCACCUCCAUCACUGCCUAGUUUGGAUCGGCCUCCAAACAAGACAAGCACAGACUGCAACGGACAAUCAGGACUGCAGAAAAGAUAAUUAGAAUCAACUUCCCAUCUAUCCAAGACUUGUACCUGUCCAGGACCAGGAAACGUGCAAGGAACAUCUCUACAGACCCUUCUCACCCAGGUUGCAGUCUCGUAACACGCAACAAUGCCGCAGCCCAGGAUUUUGCUGGUGGUAACCGGGGAUGAUUUUGGUUAUUGUCCCAAGAGGAAUCAGGGGAUUGUCGACUGCUUCAAGGCUGGAGGCAUUUCCUCUGUGUCACUGCUGGUUAAUGCAUCUGCUGCCAAAGAUGCAGCAGAUUUGGCCAAAAGACACAGCAUCCCAAUUGGGCUCCAUGCCAACCUAUCAGAAGGUAUACCUGUGUGUCAGAGCCUCCGAGCAGCCUCUACACUCGUCAACGAGCGUGGUUUCUUCCAUGGAAAGAUGGGCUUCCGUCAGGCACUGGAACGACAUCAGCUAAGCAUGGAACAGGUGGAGCUAGAGCUGAAGGACCAGAUCAGGCUUUUCAGAGAACUGACAGGUCACCUGCCUUAUCAUAUGGAUGGACAUCAACAUGUUCAUAUAUUGCAAGAGGUGCGCGAGGUGUUUGCACAGGUCCUGUCAGAUCACAGAAUUCCAUAUACUCGUGUUCCAGUGGAGCCAGGUUUACACAGCUGCCAAUGGCUGCCAGCACAUCUUAAAAGUUUCUACGCACAGGUGGAGAAAGACGCUCUUGACUCCAUCCCUGUUUUCAAGCGUUAUGGAAUAAGAUGGCCAGACGUGUACCUGGGACUGACCACAGUAGGCCGGAACAUGUCUGUCUUCAACCUUCGGCUGGCCCUGAGCCAUACCUUCAGUAUGUCCUCCUGUGUUGCGUCAAGUCCUGAAGAACGGGUGGUCACAGCAGAACUCAUGGUACACCCAGGUUACCCCAGUCAUUCACAAAAAGGUGGCUGUGGAGAAGGACCAGAUGAGUUCUCCCAGUCAGAUGAUAGGCAACAUGAGCUCAGUGUGCUUACUGACUUGUCACUGCUUGAUAUGUACCGCAAGGAAAGAGUACAACUCUGUUCUUUUAAAGAUUUUUGAGAAUAUGCCUUCAGUAUGCAUUUGUGAAUUUGUGAUCCACACCAGUUGAAUUUGCUGGCAAAAUUAACCUUUAACUUUUUCGUUCCAAAUUACAUUGACAGUUGUUACUCUUAAUAGUAUAUUAAAAAUUUCUUACAACCUUAAAA